Molecule: messenger RNA, 976 nt
Organism: Erpetoichthys calabaricus (reedfish)
Lineage: Eukaryota; Metazoa; Chordata; Cladistia; Polypteriformes; Polypteridae
Product: chymotrypsin-like protease CTRL-1
Exons: 7
Coding region: 35-817 (260 amino acids)
Biological process (GO): proteolysis
Molecular function (GO): serine-type endopeptidase activity
Source: RefSeq, a predicted model, not a curated record
CUGAAGUACUUAGUAGUCAAGAACUGAGGUGGAAAUGCUUUGGUUGCUGAGCUGCCUGGCGUUGGUGGGCUCUGCCUUGGGCUGUGGAGUCCCAUCUAUAAGGCCAGUUGUAAGUGGCUACUCGAAAAUCAUUAAUGGAGAGAAUGCUGUUCCAGGAUCCUGGCCCUGGCAAGUGUCCCUGCAGGAAACCAAUGGUUUUCACUUCUGUGGAGGAUCCCUGAUUAGUCCAUACUGGGUUGUGACAGCAGCUCACUGCAAUUUCAAUCCCAGCCGUCACCGUGUAAUUCUUGGAGAGUAUGACAGGUCUUCCAACGCAGAGGUCAUCCAAAUCAAGACUGUUUCCAGGGCCAUCACCCACCCAUACUGGAAUCCUUCCAAUUUCAACAAUGACAUUACCUUGCUCAAGUUGUCCUCGCAAGCCCAAAUCACAGCUCGGGUGUCACCUGUUUGCCUUGCACCUUCAAGUGUCAAUAUUCCAUCAGGGACCCGUUGUGUGACAACUGGAUGGGGUCGCACUCUCACCACUACCAGCCCACCUCGUCUCCAGCAGGUCGCUCUCCCACUUCUGUCUCCUGCCACUUGCAGACAGUAUUGGGGCAACAAAAUUUCUGAUGUGAUGAUCUGCGCUGGCUCCUCUGGGGUCUCAUCUUGCCAGGGGGAUUCAGGUGGCCCACUGGUCUGUGAAAGAAGCGGCACUUGGGACCUGAUUGGCAUCGUGUCUUGGGGCACCCAGGACUGCAACGUGCGGGCACCAGCUGUCUAUGCCCGUGUUUCCAGCUUCCGCAGUUGGAUUGAUCAGGUUGUGGCCAACAAUUAAAGCCAGAAUGGCAAAAGCUGACAAGCCUGAGAGAUGUGCAUGUAAAGAUGUCCGUGAGAUGUCCAAAGAGAGUUGUCAACCAGCUUAUAGAUGUAGCUUUUAGAAUCAUCGCAUUAUCUGCAUUAUUAAGAUCAUUAAAACAUUUCUGUCUGGAGGUAA